GCGAUCGCGAUGCAAAUCGGUCUGAUCCGCAGUGACGUCUUCGCACAGUAUCCCUACCAUCGACAGGUUCCCGCAGCCCCAGUCUCAUAGAGUGUCGUACAUUCUGCGCGGUGAAAUCAGUGACCAAAAAUUCAUACACAAUCGAAUGGGUCUCUUGGAUAGGUUGCGCUGCAGGAUUACCCAAAGAAACGUCCGCCGGAAACACGCUCACUAUGCACUGGAAGGGGUUACGGAUCGGUUCUUCUGAUAGCAAUGAAGCCAAGCGACGGAGCUACUUGUUCGAGCCAAACGCACAAUCCCGCCAUAGCGAACAAAUACCACGUCCCACACUCUCCACGACCGCACUCAACCCAAGACGCUCCGAGUCGGCCCCUCGCUCACCCUCUCUGGCCGGCCCAGAAUUCGACGACCAUGCGAAUGAAGGACAGGGCAACAAUGGUCUCACAGGAACACGCAGUCGCACGGAUGACGCAAGCCCGAGACCGAGAAAUACGGGCCAUCCACCUUUGCCGGGGAGCGGUCCCAAUUGGCGCAUAAACCGGUUCAGCUUCAUGAGACUCCGCCACGCGUCGGACCCUCAGCUGUCCAAGUCGUAUGCCAAAGGAGAGAAAGAUAUACCUCCUGUGCCCGAACUUCCACCUCCGACUAUCAUCACGACUGCUCCGACGGGUCAUGAAAUCGACGAGCCGGUCAAGCGUAAGACGAAGUUCAAAUUUUUCCCGGAUAACAAGAAGGCCUCGACGGAAGAACUCCCUCUUGAGCAAGGUAGUCUCCAUGGAAGACCACGAUAUGUCGCCCAAUCUUCGACAGGAUCACAAGCCGCGGAUACCAGUCGCUCGAUUUAUCGUGUGAGCGGUGAGGAGCCAGGUCGUUUAUCGACUACAUCGAUUCGGAGUAACGGGCGGGAUCAUCUGGCGGAGUCUAAUCGUUCUUCGAUGGUUGACGUGCGGUUCUCUGAGUCUUCUCGGUCUGACCAGAGCUCUGGUGAUCACGGAGCUGCCCGUCCAGUACCCUCCAAUGAAGGCUCAAUAUCGAGCGCGAAACGAUUCCGUAUGCCACGCUUGAAACGAAAUCGCAACCCUCUGUUCCCCCUACCACCCAGACCCACUGCGUCACAAUCGAUGAACGGUCGCACUCCCAAAUCCUUGAAUGGCCAAACAGGCCCCAAGCCAACUACACCAGAUGCGCAAGAGCAAGACAACAUCUCCCCGUUACCGUCUCCUUCUCGUUCCGCAGGCGUUGCGUCCCCCCGACCGCCUCUUUUGAGGAAUGACUCCGCCAAUUCGACCCACUCCGCUCGUUCAACGCCCUCGACCAGGAACCGAAACCCCUUGACUACACGCGCGCGUUCGUCAACGUUGGACUCCUUGGCGAACAUACGUUCCAGUGAGCAGCAGGCAUCGCCUCAUCUUACACCUUCCGGACGUACGUCGACCUCGACUAGCGGGCGCAAAAGCUUUGGUGAUAUUUUCAGCAUCCCCCAACGACUCCGACAGAAUUCCGAGCCACCCUAUCCUCGCAGCGGUUCACCUGCUGCCCGAGGCGCAGACACUCCUGUCUCGAAAACGCCAUCCUAUCCGGCCAGGCAGGAGGAUGACACGCCAGCCACGUACCUAGAGCGUUUGGAAGCUGCGAUUUCAAAAAGCGCUAUCGCUAGUGUGCUCUCACAAGCAAAUGACGAAUUUCACAAAACCGCAUUGCGCAAGUACAUGCGGGGGUUCUCGUUCUUUGGCGACCCAAUUGACAUGGCCAUUCGAAAGCUAUUGAUGGAGGUGGAAUUACCAAAGGAGACGCAGCAGAUUGACAGAUUCCUCCAAAGCUUUGCGGAUCGAUACCACGAAUGUAAUCCUGGUAUCUUCGCAAAUCCAGACCAGGCAUACUUCAUCGCGUUCUCUAUCCUAAUUCUGCACACUGAUGUUUUCAACAAGAACAACAAGCGCAAAAUGCAAAAGCCGGACUAUGUGAGGAACACUCGAGGGGAAGGCAUAUCAGAGGACAUUCUUGAAUGCUUCUAUGAGAACAUCUCCUAUACGCCCUUCAUCCAUAUCGAGGACACCAACCUCAAUGGACGUCAUCUCCCAAAGCCCCGACGAGCUCUAUUCAAAACCGCCAGCUCCGAUCACUUGGGUAAAGAGCCAGUAGAUCCUUAUACCUUGAUCAUGGACAACAAGCUCGACUCCCUUCGCCCAAGUCUGAAGGAUGUCAUGAACCUCGACGAUACUUACCGUUGUGAUGGCACGGAAGGACCUCCGGACAUAGAAGGUCUCCAUCGAGCAUUCUCAAGAUCUGCGGUCCUGCAGAUCGUCUCCGCCCGGUCCCGUCCCGACGCUUUCAUGCCGUCCAGUAUGGAGAACCCGAUUGACUCGAGCCCAGGUCUAGUCGACAUCAAAGUGGCAAAGGUCGGUCUGCUUUGGCGCAAAGACCCAAAGAAGAAAAAAGCCCGAUCUCCGUGGCAGGAAUGGGGCGCUCUUCUUACUUUCUCGAAACUGUACUUUUUCCGGGACGUCAACUGGGUUAAGUCCCUCAUCCACCAACACGAGUCACACGUCAAGGAAGGUCGCCGUCGGGCCGUUACCUUCAAGCCCCCUCUGACCGACUUCAAACCUGAUGGCAUGAUGCCGACAGAAGAUGCUGUUGCUUUGCUUGACUCUAGUUACAAGAAGCAUAAGAAUGCGUUUGUUUAUGUCCGCUCUAACGCUCUUGAAGAGGUCUUCCUGGCCAACUCGGAAGCUGACAUGAAUGAUUGGCUGGCAAAACUUAAUUAUGCGGCCGCGUUCAAGACCACUGGGGUUCCAAGCAAAGGGAUGAUAGCAACCAACUACGAGGCACAGCGCAAUCGCAUGAGUCGCAGGGGCUCCUCUGCGUCUUUGACAGACAGAGAACCACCAUCCCCGAAUCCUGCGGCCGACAUGGGCGAGGACAUGCUCGCAUCACAGGCUCAAUUAAUGCGUUACAAAAUUCGAGAGGCCAACGAGAAAUUAUUCGUCAGCCAGAGGCAGCUCGAUGAUCUGUUGCGGAACGCGAGGCAUCUACAGGUGCUGACUCCCGUGAACUCUAGAGCCCGCGAACAGGUCAUCAUGGCAGCUGGUCGCAUGGCCGCCAAGCUUAAAUGGGUGAGACAGGACAUAUGGCGUACCAGGUGCUACAGGGAGGUGCUUGUUCGAGACUUGGGUGAGGAGGUGAAAGAGGCCCCGCCCACGACUGAACCAAAAGGCCUUCAGCUCCAGAUUCCUGCUCCGAGCGCUAGCAAUGCUGUAGAGGGACCGUACGAGGAAGCCGAGACCAUUCAAGUCACCUCUCCCAUUCGGGAAGCUUCUCCACAUCCAAGCUCUGCAAAACCACCUUCCAUCUCUGAGCCACCCUCACACCCUGCCUCGGCGGAUGUGAGAAGGCCGAGCAUUCCGGCAUCCUUCGCUUCGUUUGAUCAGCCUGAUCGCGCUAGUAGGCGUCUUUCUGUUGACGCCGCCAAGGAACGUGCCAUGUCAAGUUCCCCUGAUCGUGCAAGCCGACUCACUCGGGAGGCUUCUGUUCUUAGUGCUGCCAGCCGAAUGGACGUUGUGAGCCUUGGAUCCCACGCAUCUAAGCUUACCGUGCCCAAUAGUUUCGAUGAAGGCGAAGAGCGCAUCCUACGGGAAACUGGUCUCCUAGAAGCCUCGCGAAGGCCGUCUCUUGCCUCUAAGGAUAACGAAACUGAAUCGAAGCACGAGGACACGCAAUCUAAGACCUCGAUCGAUCGCACAAGUCGAAUCCGACGCAGUCUUCACCGUACCCUUCGCGAUGCGCCGAGCGUACACGGAAAUCACCCACGAAGCAAGAAAGCACGCGACUCAGCCUCCAGCCUGGCCGCGCUCGAGGAUGCGCAAGGUACGCAUGAUGGUGAAGGUCUGUCGCGAAAGUCCGCUAGCUUUACGGUACACGGCAAGAAGGCCUCGAUCGUCACCUUCGGGAGCGAAUGGCAGAAUAUGCCGCCGGAGGAGCGCUUGAAGUUGCGGAAACCCACCCCGUCUGACGAGCCGCGAGCAUCAGACCCAGCUAUUGGCAGCGGUGGCGAGUCCAUUACCUCCGAAACCAAUUUACAUCCACGCUACCCGCACUCUUUGCGGAGUACCAGCCCUGGAGCGCGCGAAAGUGUUCAUUUCUAUGAUGAGACGGAGGAGUUCAAGGAGGCCUCUGAGACUCUUUUCCCUGAGGAGAAGAAGGUCGAGAACGAUGAUAUUGCCGAUUCGAGUGCCAAGAUGUCUGAAAUCUCCUUUCCCACCGCUAUUCGAGAAGCGCCUCUGAGCAUCAUCGACGAGCCUAUGUCCCCCAAAGCCGGUAGUAGCACUGCCAUUGACGAGCAACCACCACCUCCAAAACUACCUCCUAGCUCUCCCGAGCAAGCCGUCCAUGCAUAACAAGCCCCACCCUUGUCUAGGCUCUCUUUUUUUUUUCUCUUUUUUCUUACGACUUUAUAC
Molecule: messenger RNA, 4454 nt
Organism: Aspergillus fijiensis CBS 313.89
Lineage: Eukaryota; Fungi; Ascomycota; Eurotiomycetes; Eurotiales; Aspergillaceae
Product: Arf family guanine nucleotide exchange factor SYT1
Exons: 3
Coding region: 213-4394 (1393 amino acids)
Biological process (GO): regulation of ARF protein signal transduction
Molecular function (GO): guanyl-nucleotide exchange factor activity
Source: RefSeq, a predicted model, not a curated record